AUGUCUCACUCAACCAUUAUAAGGCCAGGAAUUGCCUUUAUAAAGGGCUCCCUGCCAUGCACUUGUGGUCUCGUUUACACUCGUCACACUUGUUACUCGGUGCUCCGUAUCAAAAUGAAGCUCGCUAUCCUCGCCUUCGCGGCCACCGCGCUCGCCCAGAACGCCUUCGUCUACCUCCCCAACGGCAACCAGCUCACGGCCGGCAGCGACGUCGUCGUGCAAGUCACUCGCCCAAACUCCCUCACCGGCUCGACCGAGAUCGGGGUCGCCAUCGGAGUACAGUCAUGCCCAUCGUCCGCCUGCCGCGUCGACACCAUCGGCACGACUCUCUUCGCCGGCGAGUUCAAGCCUGAAUACCACGGGCAGACUGGCGGUGGCCAGCCCUACCAGAACUACACCGUCACUAUCCCCGAGGAUACCGCCAAGGGCCGCGCUUUUAUUGAGGUGGCUCAUGCCACUAUUGUCGGUGCGAGCACAUGGCCUCUUUUGGAGUUGAUUAACGCUACUGCGACUGUUGUUUAG
Aspergillus puulaauensis is the source of this 522-nucleotide messenger RNA. RefSeq lists its product as uncharacterized. Bases 1 to 522 code for a protein of 173 amino acids. Lineage: Eukaryota; Fungi; Ascomycota; Eurotiomycetes; Eurotiales; Aspergillaceae. The transcript has 3 exons. The record is from RefSeq and is a predicted model, not a curated record.